CUCUCUCUCUCUCUCUCUCUCGCGCGCGUGUGUGUGGCAGCUGGAAUUGGGAUCGGGGGGUCACUGGGGCAGUUGGCAGUUGUGAUUGGCAUGAAGAUGAGGUUGGCGGUGACGGUGGCGGUGGCGAUGGUGGUGGCCCUGGUGGGGGGCGUGCGGGCCAUGAAUGUGGAGCAGCUGACGGAGAUGGCUGCGGUCAUGGGGGAGGAGUUUGAGACGGAGAUCGCAGCGGCCCGUGCGUCGUGGAGCGCCUUCAACUUGACCAUGCGCGAUGGCGUUCAGCUCUGGACGGUGUUCCUCAAUCUGCAUAGCGAGGGCACCUGGCCAACCGUUGUCAUCCGCAGCCCUUACGGUCCCGAUGGCACGGAGAAUCUUGCCGAUCUCUUCCUGCCCUUUGGUUUCGUGGUUGUGGAGCAGAAUCAGCGUGGUACCGGCCAAUCGGAAGGCAACUUUACUUUCUGGUCGACCUGCCCAGAUGACGAAGCUGACACGAUUAGCUGGAUCAAGCAGCAGUCCUGGAGCAAUGGUCAAGUCUACAUCAUGGGAGCUUCAGCCGAUGGCAUCAACGCCAUCUUGGCCAUGCGCCAGCAGCAGCAAGAACUGGGCCAGUGGCUUAUUUUCAGCCUGGGCGUCGGCUACGCCGCUGCCUUUCAGGGCGGGGCCCUCAAGCAAAACCUGGCAAAGGAAUGGCUCAAAGGCAUGCAGGACUACCGACCCGACGCUCCCAGCUACUACGAGACGGUGCUGCUGCCCCACGAACAGUAUGGCGAUUGGUGGCAGCAGCGCACUCUCAACAACGACUCCACCAUCACCUUCCCCUCCAUCUUCUGGGCCGGCUGGUAUGACAUUUUCCUGCAGCCCAUGAUGGAUACCUUUGAGGGCUACCUUUACAAGAGUGUCGAUCCUCAACAAUCUCGCAUGAUUAUUGGCCCUCGCGGUCACUGCCUCACCGAGCACCCGUUUCUCUUCCCGGAUGACCGCUACGCCGAGGUGUGGAGCUACGAAACAGCACUCAGCAUCUACGGCAACGGCACCCUGCCCGCCUCCCCCCUCUACCCGCGCUGGCAACGAGCCAUGGCCAAAUAUCUGGGUGUUGACGGCUACAAAGCGGCCCAUAAUUUGGAGCGCUACACCCUCUAUGUGAUGGGCCCUUCGCGCGGUGCCCCGCCCUCGGCCGAUGUGACGGCAGUCGCAGCCGAGAACACCACGGGCAUGUACUGGACCACUUCACCCGAGUUUCCCCAAGCAACAACGCACAACUUGUUCUUGGAUGACGCCGAGCGACUGCAAGAGUUGAAUCCUGCGACGCAAAAUUCCAAGACCUACUUGUACAAUCCCAACAACACGGUACCUACCGUAGGUGGCAACAACCUGGAGCUGGCGUGCGGUCCCCAUGACCAACGCCCAGUGGAAAACCGCUCCGAUGUGCUUGUCUUCACCACUGGUCCCAUGAUUGAGGACACGGCGGUUGUUGGCCGAAUUCGGGUUCGCCUCUUUGUUUCGAGCGACCGGGUGGACACGGACUUUACCGUCAAGAUCUCCGACGUGUACCCAUUGCUCAAGGGUGGCGACUCAAUCUUGAUUGGCGACUCGAUUCAGCGCAUGCGCUGGCGUAAUGGUCCCGAACAAAACGCCGCACCCAUGGAAGCCGGUGAGAUUUACGAGAUCACCAUUGAUCUGUGGCCCACGGCCUACAUCUUUGCCAAGGGCCACCGUUUGCGCUUGGUAGUCUCGAGCAGCAACUACCCGCGUUUCAGCGCCAACCCCAACAACGGGCUGCCUCUCGACCAAAGUGGCCCGAUUCUGGCAGCCAAUAACACCAUUUACUUUGGCGGAGACACGCCGUCGGCGGUAGAGCUGCCCGUCGUGAGCGCCGAGCAGAUUCCGCGUAACGUGCCCAUCCCCUGA
This is a messenger RNA of Monosiga brevicollis MX1, 1905 nucleotides long. RefSeq lists its product as uncharacterized. The coding region runs from base 91 to 1905 and encodes 604 amino acids. The record is from RefSeq and is a predicted model, not a curated record. The transcript has 7 exons. Lineage: Eukaryota; Choanoflagellata; Craspedida; Salpingoecidae. Gene Ontology annotation, molecular function: dipeptidyl-peptidase activity.